Molecule: messenger RNA, 992 nt
Organism: Syzygium oleosum
Lineage: Eukaryota; Viridiplantae; Streptophyta; Magnoliopsida; Myrtales; Myrtaceae
Exons: 4
Coding region: 1-930 (309 amino acids)
Source: RefSeq, a predicted model, not a curated record
AUGGGUGCAAGAGCGAUAGAAAAUCUUGGGGUCAAUGCUGGAGCUGCAGCAGAACCCAGGGUGGAAGCUAGACCUGCUGAGGAUCCUAGAAUGGAAGCUGUUAUGAGGACCCUAGAACAGAUCGGAAAUCUGUAUACUAGUUGGACCACCGCUCCAAAAGAAGUAAAGGAAUUGUGGUGGAAUGAGUUCAAGCGAAAGUUCAGGUGGGAUGAAGCGGAAGAGAAAGAAGUUAGAAGAAUUUUUAAGAAGAAAGCCGAUGAUCACAUGCGAAAUGUGAUGAAUAGAGCAAAGAGAAGUCAAGAAAAGUCGGAUUUUAUUACAGCUGACAAUUGGACGGAAAUUAAGAGAACUUGGGACACCGAAAAGCAUAAGCAAAUCAGUGAACAAAAUAAGAAAAAUCGAGCUUCUAGUUCUAGUGAAGGGUCUGCCACAUAUGCUGGGGGAUCUAUCAACAUCAGGGAGCAUAGAAAAAGAAUGGACAAAUAUGAUGAACUUGUAAUGAGCACUGCUGCUAGUGGUGGUGAUGGUGUUGCUGCGUCCGAGCCAUCGGUUGACAGUAUAGCAUUAUGGAUGGAGGCAUCGGGUGGAAUGAGAAGAGGUCAAAUAUUUGGGAUGGGAUCCUUGUCAAGGAUAUACACAACGCAGGCUGCUGUAACUUCAUCCUCCAAUGCGGCUUUUUUAAGGAGGACACAACACGAGGAGCAAAUGACCCAAGAAUUGAGCCAACUAAAACAUUUACUUUUACAGAAGGACGAAGAAAUAAGAGGAAUGAAACAACAUUUGCAAUUGAUCCUGCGACACCUCAACCUCGAUCACGAUGACGUUCCUCCUGUACCUCCCACUAAUCCAGUAGGUGAUGGGCACAAUGAUGAGCGACACAAUGAUAAUGAGAUUGCUGAUGAUGAUGAUCAUUUUGUCGGUCCUUGCUAGUUAAAAUUUCCAAACUCGAGGGUAAGCUUGCUUCAGCAUUAUCUAUUUAUAGGACAAGUUAU